Cyclopterus lumpus (lumpfish) is the source of this 1656-nucleotide messenger RNA. RefSeq names its product SAP30 binding protein (gene sap30bp). Bases 36 to 950 code for a protein of 304 amino acids. The transcript has 10 exons. The record is from RefSeq and is a predicted model, not a curated record. Gene Ontology annotation, cellular component: nucleus. NCBI's taxonomy places the organism in Eukaryota, Metazoa, Chordata, Actinopteri, Perciformes, Cyclopteridae. Gene Ontology annotation, biological process: regulation of DNA-templated transcription.
CCGGGCGUUUAUGCGACGCACAAGGCGACGCAGCAAUGGCGAGCGGCAAAAAGAGUGCUCUGCUUUCCUCUUUGGCAGAUUAUGGAGACGAUUCAGAGCCCGACUCGGGGUCCGAGUCGGAGGAGACGGGGGCGCAUGUUAGUGGCCUGGUGUACAGCUACGGGGACGAUGACCUGAACCGGACCGAGAAUACAGAGAUCAAGGUGUCUGGAGAUGAAGAAAGCAGAGAGAGCCACUCGGAACUGGAAGACUCCGACGAGGGGAGGGAAGCAGAUGAUGUUGAGAUCGCAGAAGUAGAAAGAAAGGACCCCAAUGAGUUAGUUGCUCUGUUCUCGGAAAAGGUGAGGAACAUGUCACCCGACAAGAUCAGGAUCCCCCCCGAGCCCCCCGGACGCUGCUCGAGCCAACUGCAGGACAAGAUCCACAAGCUGUACGAGAGGAAGCUCCAUGGAGAUUUUGACACAAACAACCACAUCCAGAAAAAGAAAGAAUUUAGAAACCCGAGCAUUUACGAGAAGCUCAUUCAGUUUUGCAGCAUCGAUGAACUGGGAACGAACUACCCGAAAGAUAUGUUCGAUCCUCACGGCUGGUCAGAGGACUCCUACUAUGAAGCUCUCGCCAAAGCCCAGAAAGUGGAGAUGGACAAACUGGAGAAAGCCAAGAAGGAGCGGACCAAGAUUGAGUUUGUCACAGGGACUAAGAAGGGCACCAUCCCCUCCAGCACAGCCGCCUCCACCACCAGCAGCACCGCCACCACCACGGCCACAGCAGAGGCCCAGAAGAGGAAAAGCAAGUGGGACUCGGCAAUCCCCGUGACCCUGGCCCAGCCCGCCCUCAUCACCACCACGGCCACCUUGCCGGCCGUCGUCUCCGUGACGACCACCGCCAGCGGCACCAAGACCACCGUCAUCUCUGCGGUGGGCACCAUCCUGAAGAAGGCGAAGCAGUGAUCCGUCUGCGUUCUCGACCUCGCACGCAGCUGGAAGACCUGUGCUCAUUAUAUAUAUAUACAUAUACACACACACAUAUAUAUAUAUAUAUAUAUAUAUAUAUAUAUAUAUAUAUAUGUGUGUGUGUGUGUGUGUGUGUGUGUGUGUUGAAGGAAGCAGAGCGAGAGAGGGAGGCACAAAUGAACUUCUGGACUCUUAGAACCGACUCACAAACCCCCCUCUGCUACACAAGGACUGGCCUAAAGACUUCACUGCCGACUUAUCUCGGGGAUUACAUCUGCACGAUUGCCUCAUGAAGACAAAUUUGCAGUGUUGUGAAAAACUCAUGGAUCCUCUUUAAAAAAAAAAGUGUGGUGCAUGCAGAUCUCAUGCUCAUAAAACAUUCAUUACUUUUUUUUAAUAUAUAUAUUUGUUGGCAACAGUUGUUAGUAUGAAGAGGGUAUUGAAGAGAACAAUGUUUGCAUAAAGGAAAAAGGGUCCCUAACGGACCUGGUAGAUCAUAUCUGAAAAUGUGUAUAUAUUUUUCCAUCCAUAGUUUUGGUGCAGUAUUUCACUGCAUCCUGCAGCAUUCAUGUGUUCUAGGUCGACAUGUUUUAUUUUGUUCCCAUCAUUGGCAAAUUAACCGACUAAAAGGUAAGAGAUUUUUUACACUUGUACAUAUGUAUUGAUGAUGAGGGAAAUAAACGGAUCCGAUGCUGUCUUUUCA